AUACGCAAAUCGUUGAAGUGAUGACCAAACCGAAGUUUACCGAUAUUUCAGUAGCUCUCAGGAAUAAAAUUUAUCAUUUCUUAAAUAUUUAAAAUUAUUUUAAUUUGGACAUUGUACGUGGUGCUAUAAUUAUUUCUAUUUAAUAUUAUUUAGCCAUGUAUUUAUUUAAAUAACCCAAUAUACGCUACAGAAACUCACCCCUUCUUCAUUUUAAAAUAUAACCUUACUCUUCUUACUUAGAAUUAUACCAAUUUCGUAUUUAAAGUAUUGAAGAAAUGGAAUCAAACAUAAAAAAACUGAAAAACGAAAUUGAGGAAUUACAAAAGCAAAUGAAUGAAAAGAAAAUGCUGCUGCAGGAAUUACAACAGCAAAAAAGACAGGAAAAUAAUGAACUUUUUAGUGGUAUCUUCACUACAGAUGAAAUAGUAAGAUACAGUCGUCAAAUGAUAAUGCCAGAAGUAACUGUAACAGGACAAAAAUUAUUAAAGAACAGUAGAGUGCUUGUUGUUGGAAUGGGAGGUUUAGGUUGCCCUGCAGCUUUGUAUUUAGUAACUGCCGGUGUAGGAGAAAUUACAAUAGUUGAUUAUGACGAAGUAGAACUCUCCAAUCUUCAUCGACAAGUAUUACAUUCAGAAGACGACAUUAGUAGUCCAAAAGUUGCAUCAGCUUUUCAAAAACUAUCAAAAAUAAAUAGCAAUAUAAAAAUAAUUCCAAUACAAGAACAUAUUAACAGUGCAACAAUUGGAAAUCUGGUAAAAUCGAAUAAAUUCAAUGUAGUUGUGGAUGGAACUGAUAAUGUAGCUACAAGGUAUCUGUUAAAUGAUGUUUGUGUAUUAAAUAACAUUCCCUUGGUAUCCGGCAGUGCUCUUCAAAUGGAAGGGCAACUUACUGUGUAUCAUUAUGAAGGUGGACCAUGUUAUAGAUGUCUAUUUCCCUUACCACCACCCCCAUAUACUGUUACAAAUUGUGGAGAUGGUGGAGUUUUAGGACCAGUUCCUGGAAUUAUUGGGGUUUUAGAAGCAUUGGAAACAAUCAAAAUUAUUAUAGGUUCACCAGGAGUAUUAUCUAAAAAGUUUCUGAUAUUUGAUGGUUCAACUUCUACAUUUCGUAAUGUGCAACUGAGAAAUAGAAAUCCUAAUUGUGAUGUUUGUGGUGAUGCACCCACCAUUAGGGACCUGAUAGACUAUGAACAAUUCUGUGGAUCUAGUGCGCACGACAAGGUGAUUGAUAUAAACAUAUUGGAGAAAGAACAGGAAAUAGAUAUUAACAAAUUCUGUGAAAUGAAAGAUACAUCAAUUACUGUAGAUGUGAGACCUGAAUUGGAAUUUAAAAUGUGCAAUUUACAAAAUACUAUAAAUUAUCCUUACAAAGAUUUGUUAAAAGACGUUACAAAAUUUGAGAAUUGUUUAUUAAAAUCACAAAUUGCAUCUAAAAAUGUUUUGGUGCUAUGUCGAAGAGGAAAUGAUUCUCAAAGAGCUGUAUCUUUUAUAAAGGAUAACAUAAAAGAUUCAGGCUUCAAUUUUUAUAAUGUGAGAGGUGGAUUGCAAGCUUUUGCUAAACAUAUUGAUCCAACAUUUCCCAUUUAUUGACCCUAAUUUAUAUGUUUGUAACCAAUUGUAAUAUAUUUUGAUUAUUAAAUUCAAUUACUGUUAUUGCACCUUCUU
This is a messenger RNA of Diorhabda carinulata, 1664 nucleotides long. It is a transcript of the gene Uba4, whose product is annotated as adenylyltransferase and sulfurtransferase MOCS3. Gene Ontology annotation, cellular component: cytoplasm; cytosol. The transcript has 7 exons. Gene Ontology annotation, biological process: tRNA wobble position uridine thiolation; protein urmylation. Gene Ontology annotation, molecular function: adenylyltransferase activity; URM1 activating enzyme activity; thiosulfate-cyanide sulfurtransferase activity. NCBI's taxonomy places the organism in Eukaryota, Metazoa, Arthropoda, Insecta, Coleoptera, Chrysomelidae. The coding region runs from base 276 to 1589 and encodes 437 amino acids. The record is from RefSeq and is a predicted model, not a curated record.